Maniola jurtina (meadow brown) is the source of this 6440-nucleotide messenger RNA. It is a transcript of the gene slo, whose product is annotated as calcium-activated potassium channel slowpoke. The record is from RefSeq and is a predicted model, not a curated record. The transcript has 29 exons. Gene Ontology annotation, molecular function: large conductance calcium-activated potassium channel activity. Gene Ontology annotation, cellular component: postsynaptic membrane. Lineage: Eukaryota; Metazoa; Arthropoda; Insecta; Lepidoptera; Nymphalidae. Gene Ontology annotation, biological process: transmembrane transport; potassium ion transport. Bases 583 to 4185 code for a protein of 1200 amino acids.
UCGAGACGUGCACGCUUGUUAUUUCCCGACUGUACCAACGAACUGAAUUCAGCAACGAACGCGCCGCAAAAUCUCGGCCCAAUCGAAUCCGGGCAGUGUCACGACAACAAAAACCGUCGCAGACGUAACCAGCAGCGGACCGCGCGAGUCGUGCGAGUUGCGAUACCGAAAUGUGUAUUGCGGCGGUUUAAUACAAUAAACGUGACAGGUGAUAUUAUAUCGAUACGUCUGAGAAACGGCACACGAUCGACGUGCUAUAUAGACGGGGCAGUUUCGAGUAGACUACGAGCUCUUGGGAACUAAGGGAUCUGGGCUUGGAGGUGCUCGGACUGGCGUGCUGGGCAGCGGGCGCGGUAGCUGGUGAGGCAGGACGGUGGCGCGGGCCGGCGGCGAAGGUCUCCCGCGGGGCGGCAUGGGCGCGCGGUAGCGGGCGCGCGCGUGCGCGGAUCGAUCGCGCGGCAUCGAGCGGGAGGCAGGUAGGGCGCGCGCGGGCUCGGCUCAGUCGCGCGCGGGCCGGCGUGCGAGCCGCGCGUCGCUGCACGUGCAUGGCGCGACUGUCUGGAUGCCUCGCGCCCUCGGGGAAUGGCUUCGUCCGAGGAAGAGGCGACAACCGCGCCGAACAGUGAAGAUGAUUGCCUCAGCGUGCGAAAAUGGUGGUGCUUCCUGCUGUCGUCGAUCUUCACGUUCCUCGCGGGGCUCAUGGUGGUGCUGGUGUGGCGCGCGUGCGCCUUCGUGUGCUGCCGCCGCGAGCCCGAGCUGUCGCCCAACGACCCCAAGCAGAAGGAGCAGAAAGCGGCGCGCCAGGGCAAACAGGAGUUCGAGGGCACCUUCAUGACCGAGGCCAAGGACUGGGCCGGCGAACUCAUCUCCGGCCAGACCACCACCGGACGAAUACUGGUAGUGUUGGUGUUCAUUCUGAGUAUAGCAUCGCUCAUCAUCUACUUCAUCGACGCGUCCAGGAAUACCGAGGAGGUGGAGCGAUGCCAGAAAUGGAGUGACAAUAUUACUCAGCAAAUCGACCUUGCCUUUAACAUAUUUUUUAUGGUCUACUUUUUUAUACGAUUUAUAGCAGCUAGUGACAAACUAUGGUUCAUGCUCGAGAUGUAUUCAUUUGUAGAUUAUUUCACGAUACCCCCAUCCUUUGUAUCAAUAUACCUGGAUAGAACGUGGAUAGGGCUAAGGUUUCUUCGAGCUCUACGCUUAAUGACCGUGCCUGAUAUUUUGCAGUACCUCAAUAUAUUAAAGACAUCGAGCUCAAUUCGUUUGGCGCAAUUAGUUUCUAUCUUUAUAUCAGUAUGGCUUACAGCGGCCGGCAUUAUUCAUUUAUUGGAAAAUUCUGGUGAUCCACUGGAGUUUGACAAUGCGCAAUCAUUGUCGUAUUGGACGUGCGUGUACUUUCUGAUAGUCACCAUGUCCACUGUAGGUUACGGUGAUGUGUUCUGUCACACUGUGCUUGGCAGAACGUUUUUGGUUUUUUUUCUUCUCGUCGGCUUGGCUGUGUUCGCCAGCUGGAUCCCCGAGAUCACGGAGCUGGCGGCGCAGCGCAACAAAUACGGCGGCCGGUACAACAAGGACGUCCGCCGCAGGCAUAUAGUCGUAUGUGGACAUAUAACAUACGAAUCAGUGAGCCAUUUCUUAAAAGACUUCCUACAUGAGGACCGAGAGGAUGUGGAUGUGGAGGUUGUUUUUUUACACAGAAAGGAGCCUGACCUAGAGCUGGAAGGCCUCCUGAAGCGCCACUACACCACGGUGGAGUUUUUUCAGGGUACAAUGAUGAAUGCCGUCGACCUUGAGCGAGUCAAGGUGCACGAAGCGGACGCGUGUUUGGUUCUGGCCAACAAAUAUUGCCAAGACCCGGACGCUGAGGAUGCGGCGAACAUUAUGAGGGUUAUAUCCAUUAAGAACUACUCCGACGACAUCAGGGUCAUCAUACAGCUGAUGCAGUACCACAAUAAGGCCUACCUACUUAACAUUCCAUCCUGGGACUGGAAGCAGGGAGAUGACGUCAUUUGUUUAGCGGAGCUGAAGUUGGGUUUUAUCGCGCAAAGCUGUCUGGCGCCCGGUUUCUCCACUAUGAUGGCCAACCUUUUCGCUAUGAGAAGUUUUAAAACGUCCCCCGACACUCAGGCUUGGCAGAACGAUUACCUGCAGGGCACAGGCUGUGAGAUGUACACGGAAACUCUGUCGACUUCCUUUACGGGAAUGACCUUUUCACAAGCUAGCGAGUUAUGUUUUACGAAGUUGAAAUUGCUCCUUUUGGCGAUCGAGAUCAAAGGCGAGGAAGGGACGGACAGCAAAAUCUCAAUAAACCCACGCAACGCGAAGAUACAUGCGAACACACAAGGUUUCUUUAUUGCACAGUCCGCGGAUGAGGUUAAAAGGGCUUGGUUUUAUUGCAAAGCGUGCCACGAAGACAUCAAAGACGAGACACUCAUCAAAAAAUGCAAAUGUAAAAAUUUGACCGCGCACCAGCGGAAGGUCGGAGCCGACAUAGAUGUCGGAAUGAUGAUGAUGCAGACGGGGAUGGUGAAACAAAGUAAUACUUAUCGAAGUGUCGAUGUGGCUACAUUCAGGAAAGGCGUACGAGCCGUCCAGAUGGUUGGCCGGGCAAAUGACCACCAUCCUCCCCCCACCUUCACGCCGCCAGAGUUGCCCAAGAAGGUCCAUGUUCGAGGUGAAAUCGCUCGCGAGAGGGGAGAAGAUAUCAGUUUAAUAAACCGGAAUCAUCGGAGCGCAGCGCCCACGGCCCUUCUGUCACCAAUGGCUAACCAGCUGAUGAACACCACGACCACUAGGCAGGUUAACAAGGUGAAGCCAAACGUCAACAGAGCACCGCCUGAUACGAAUACGCAAGACCAAGAUACGAAUUACCAAGCCUAUCAUCUAGCCUACGAAGUGAAAAAACUCAUGCCAACGAGUAGAAGUAGUGGGGGUAACCAGAAUAGUAACGGAGUCAGUCUGCCAGCGGGCCUGGCGGACGACCAGUCGAAGGACUUCGACUUUGAAAAGACUGAAAUGAAGUACGACUCUACUGGAAUGUUCCAUUGGAGUCCCGCAAGGAAUCUAGAGGAUUGCAUAUUAGAUAGAAACCAAGCGGCGAUGACAGUACUCAAUGGCCACGUGGUAGUGUGCCUCUUCGCGGACCCGGACUCGCCUCUGAUAGGGCUGAGGAACCUGGUGAUGCCGCUGAGAGCCUCCAACUUCCACUACCACGAGCUGAAGCAUGUGGUGAUUGUGGGAAGCGUGGACUACAUCAGGAGGGAGUGGAAGAUGUUGCAGAAUCUGCCAAAGAUUUCUGUGUUGAAUGGUUCACCGCUAAGCCGGGCCGACUUGCGUGCAGUGAAUGUGAACUUAUGUGACAUGUGCUGCAUCCUGUCAGCGAAGGUGCCAUCCAACGAUGACCCGACGCUGGCUGACAAGGAAGCUAUCUUGGCUUCGUUGAACAUCAAGGCUAUGACGUUUGACGAUACGAUUGGAGUGCUGAGUGCAGGGGUGACGAAUGGUACGACGACGCAGCCGCCGGCCGGGGGCAACGCCGCGCCGGUUCUGCUGCAGCGGAGAGGGUCGGUGUAUGGUGCCAAUGUGCCUAUGAUUACGGAACUGGUGAACGACAGCAACGUGCAGUUCCUGGACCAGGACGAUGAUGACGACCCCGACACCGAGCUGUACCUUACGCAGCCCUUCGCGUGCGGCACCGCCUUCGCCGUCAGCGUGCUGGACUCCCUCAUGUCCACUACAUAUUUCAACCAGAACGCGCUAACGCUAAUCCGCUCGCUGAUCACGGGCGGCGCCACGCCCGAGCUGGAGCUGAUCCUCGCCGAGGGAGCUGGUCUCCGAGGGGGGUACUCCACGCCCGAGAGCUUGGCCAAUAGGGAUCGGUGUAGAGUGGGUCAGAUUUCCCUGUACGACGGUCCGCUGGCGCAGUUCGGCGAGGCGGGCAAGUACGGCGACCUGUUCGUGGCAGCGCUCCGGACAUACGGCAUGCUGUGCAUCGGCCUCUACCGGUUCCGGGACACGUCGUCCUCCUGCGACGCGAGCAGCAAGCGAUACGUCAUCACCAACCCGCCUGAUGACUUCUGUUUGCUGCCCACUGACCAGGUGUUCGUGCUGAUGCAGUUCGACCCAGGCGUGGAGUACCGCUCGCACCGGCGCGCGGCGGCGGGCGGCAAGGACGACGCGUCCUGACUAUUGCUGUGCAGCGCCCUCACCGACGGGCCCUACUCCUACAUCUAGGCGGGCCCGUCGCCGCGACCCACGACCGCCUCCCCCCUCCCCCCUCCCACACCGCGCGACCCCGCCCGAUCCGUGUUGAGUAGCACCUUGAACACGGCGAACUUCCAUAGCAUCAAGCAUGUCCUCGAAUACUUCCACGGCCAUUGAUCCAUUAUACCAACCAAUAUGGUACCAUAAUACCAGACAGCUCGUAGUAGUCUACGGUAGCUCGAUUCCGUAAAACCUGCAUCAAUCAUUAUUACAAUCGCAAUGGGGAUGAUGGCUAGGUCAAAAAUAAAUUAUUUCUUAGUAAUUAUUAAAUAGAGGGUCUUAAAAAAUUCGUAAAGUCCACAUUCGCUGGUAGUUUUAAGUUUGCUAACCAUUUUAAAUUAUCGAUGUAACUAAAAAAGUACGUCAAAUCACGUCAAAUGUUACGACAUCACAUCUGUGUAUUUCAUACAAGCUCCCACACUAGGCGAGCGUUUUGACGUUUGAUAAAAAGUCGCUGAUUUGACUAGUAGUCGUCAUCCCUAUUGUUGUUAUUGGCUAAAUUUAUGUUAUUCUUGUUGCAACAAUGCAUUGUAGCCAAUAGCGAGCAUCAUCCAAUCAAAGGUGAUGGCGAUCGUGGCAUUGAAGCUAUCGUUCUAACGCAAUCGAGCUGCAGGUUGCGGGAGAAUGACAGCUACAUUAAAUUCCUUUAUUUUUACGUAGACUAUCACUCUUCCGCAACUCGUGUGCUACCUUACGAGCCGUCACAGUGAAAUGUUAUACUAAACGUUCAUAGCGGAUGAAUUACAGAGGGUUAAACACCAAUCUCUCACUUUCUCUUACCAAAUUAACCUACAAAAUAUAAAGAAAAAUCAUUGUAUAAUAAUACAUCCGCUAUACAAUGUUUCUAAGUAAGGUGGAUAAAACAAGAUUUUAUGGUAUUCAUAGUUGCUUUGGUAAUAAUAGGUCAAUGCCCAUAGCUGAACGAUUUUCAUGAGUAACAAUGGAUUUCUUUGAAUUAAUCUGGAUAGAAUCCUUUCCGACAAUUAUUACUGACAAUUGCUUCUCAUACAUAACUCAUAUCUGACGAUUGUGAACGGACUCUAACAUAUCUACCAUAAUUAAAAAUCGCUUCCUCUUUUAAGGUCUAUUCAACACUAGAUCUGAGAUAAGUUUUAGUCAUGCUCGCGGAUCCUAGUACGACAUGAUAUGUGUGUAUAAUCUGUUUCAAGCGAUACAGUUUCUAGGACACUUUCGAUUUUCUUGACUUUCACACAAAAAUAAUUUGUAAUUUUUAGUAACUACCCUCUACUCUAAAAUUUUCUUUAUCUUUACAGUCACUAACUUUCGAAAGUUGUUUUGGAAACAACUAUUUAAGAUCGUUGAAUUUAGUGGAAAAGCUAAAUACUUACCAUAUUAAUUCGCGCUAGGAUUCGAUGCAUCUGUACCUUAUGAAGAUUUCACCUGAAUCGGGCCCCUUUUAGUUUUUAUUUUGGUUUCGAUCGGACACUGCACUGCAAAACUUUCACUCACUUCCAGCACAUGUUAGAAGAUUCUAGAAGAUCCGUGUUGCUUCGUUGUUGUGUUCGUUAUUCGAAAAACAAAACAAUAUUCUGGAACAUUCAAAAUCACACCGGAUUAUUAUUAAACGUGUAAAUAAAAUAUACCUACACUGAACACUUUAUAGUGCGUAUAUACAGGGUGACAAAGAUUAUAGAUAGAGAAGCUUUCGGUGUUUCAAUAUAUUUAGUCGUGAAUAUGUAGAUUGUGCCAUGUCAGAUUAUAGCGAAAACGUAAACGUAAGAGAGAAUCUUGGAUCCUGUAUAUACCCAACUAUGAUAGGCACACAAACAAAAACACAAAAGUGAGGGUAGGCAUACUUUAAUGGAUAGGUAAUUUACUUGGACUAUGUAAUCAAAUGCUCAAUGUAAAGGAGAACCUUUUAAACUUUUAAUUGCAAGACCGGUUUUAACAGGACGACCUAUAAAUAUAAGGUAUUGCAUUAUUUAAAAUAUUUUUUGUCUAUCGUUUAGAUUGUCCAUUCCUUAUCCAGUAGACUAUUUUUCACGGUUAAGGUUAUUUCUUAAAUUUAUAUUACGUAGAUUAUUUUAAGCAUUUAUAAUAUCGUUGUCGACUGAUCGAAGUUCAACUACUUACAUCAACCACAUACCGUCACAUUCAUUUACUCUUUUGUUACACCUAAUUAGUCUAUUUAUUUACAUUGAAUCGAACACUUAUUU